This is a messenger RNA of Pyricularia grisea, 754 nucleotides long. RefSeq lists its product as uncharacterized. Lineage: Eukaryota; Fungi; Ascomycota; Sordariomycetes; Magnaporthales; Pyriculariaceae. Gene Ontology annotation, biological process: vacuolar proton-transporting V-type ATPase complex assembly. The record is from RefSeq and is a predicted model, not a curated record. Gene Ontology annotation, cellular component: endoplasmic reticulum membrane. The transcript has 3 exons. Bases 189 to 524 code for a protein of 111 amino acids.
CGCGGUUGCAGGUUUUAGUAGGCCAGUAUUAACGAACGCCGCCCUGCAUAAAACACAAACGUCAUUAGGUGCUUCAUCUUAUUCGAUUUGAAAUCAUCAAACAGAACUUUGAAAACCUGUCCGUCUUCAAAACCCAGCACAAAAGAUAUUAUUUAACCCCCCCAUCAUAGAAAAUAAAGACAGCCAUCAUGGCUACUAGGAGAAUCGUCGCCACAGAAAAGUCAAUCCUGGAAAAGGAUGAUCAUGUCGGAUCCAGCCCUGCCGCAAGCGAAAAGUCCAACAUCACGCCCGCAGUGCCCCUAGAUGUUAUUCUCAAGUUGUUGGCAUUCACGCUUGCUAUGGUCGUCAUUCCGAUCGGCUCCUACUUUGUCACUGUGAACUCGAUAUUCAAAGGAAACUCUACCUACGCCGGUGCCCUGGCCGCCAUCAUGGCCAAUGUCGUUUUGGUUGCGUACGUCGUCGUGGCCAUGAACGAGGACCAGACUGAGCAGGAAAAGGCAAAGGAAGGCAAGAAGGAUCGUUGAUUUAGUUUGUCAACGAGCAGGAAAAAAUGUAUAGCCUAUUUACUUGGAUACCCUUCAAGGUACCUGCCUACCUACUCGUGCAACGAAAUAGACGCGUCCGGCUUACUCGACGGAAUCAAUGCUUGAUCCUAUUGUUGCCUCUCGUUUACUCCGUGAUCGGUUUCUUUCAACCCUGUUCGACUCAAAUAACCACUCUUCUCUUGACUGCUCAUGUGUCAGGGGACUGCAAC